AAGGAAGUAAAAAAUACAUGAACUACAAUGUAUUAGCUAUAUUACUCGCGUACUAUAUAUAUUACGCCAGCGGACGUCCAGAGUAAAACUUUUUACAGUCACAAUAAAAAAUUUGAAUUUAAGUUACGAAAUAACCAUUUGUGCUGCAAUCAGUAUUUUUCGUUCGUACAAUGAGCUAGUGUUAAGUAACGGACGUGACGGCUACGAUAAAAUGCGAGAAAAGCGUUUGGAGGCAUGAAAGACGUGCGCUUUGUUCAAACUAACUGUAGUUCAUAAGAGCUAGCUGAAAUAUGAUCAGUAAGCAAAAAUGUAUAGUCAUAACACUGAUUAUGGUCACAAUGAGGCCCGUCUACUUGCAGUACCCAUUUCCACCGCCAAUGUUUCCGAUGCCGCCGCCUCCAAUACCGGUGCCAGUACCGGUACCCGGGCCCGUGCAAGUUGCCCUGUUGCCCUUUCCCUAUCCAGUCUCAGAGGAAACUACAACAACCGCCAAGUCAACUACAAAAAAGUCAACUACAAACGGCUUUUGGCCAAAUGAUGGUGAUGGCAUGGCUAUAGCUUUUCCUGUUCCAAUGCCAAUGCCAAUGCCAAUGCCAAUGCCAAUGCCAAUGCCCUUAAUGCCAUUAAUGCCUCCCCCUAUGCCUCCGCCUAUGCCUCCACCUAUUCUACCUCCAUUAUGUACGAAGAAUAGAUCGUGUCCAUCUCGUCCGCCUCCUUGUCCGAUGCCCGCUCCACCAUUCCCGAUACCGAUGGCUCCUCAACCUGCUAUUAUCUUCCCGUUGCCUCGUUUUCCUAAGAAAAAAAAGAAAGAACCAGAUUGCAGUUCGUCUUCAGAGAGUGAUACUAGUAGUGACUGUAGUUCAAAAGAAACAAAAUACAGGCGAGCAGGAAACGGUCAUGACCAUGGUCAUAAUCAUUAUCAUCAUCUCAGACCAAUGAGCAAAUUUAAUCGAAGACGGAUUCGAAGAAAUGGAAGAAAGUCCAGCCGAAAGGUAGGCAGUGACAAUGGAAUAAAGCCAAUGUUAAGUUAUAUUUCCAAGCGUGGUAACGUUAAAUUGUCGAAAAGAAUUACGGAAGACGAAGCCAAAGCUUUGCUGAAUGCCGAGAGCAAAUCGGAGGACUUAAGCCAAAAUCCAUCUAUACAAGUGUUUUCUAGGAACAGUCCUGAAGUAGCAGUGUUGUCUGAUAAAGAGAAACCGUCUUCGUUUGAGGGCAGGAAUAGCCGCCGUGUGAUGCUUCGAGGUGUCGACGACACGUUGUUUUUGAAUCAAGGCAGGAAGGAACUAGUGUUUAGACCACAGAGCAAUAAGGCAAUCAGUAAUCUUUCCGUAUCAUUCCUAGUGAAUUAGUGAAAUAUAUAUUUAUU
This is a messenger RNA of Hyposmocoma kahamanoa, 1366 nucleotides long. RefSeq names its product arp2/3 complex-activating protein rickA-like. Lineage: Eukaryota; Metazoa; Arthropoda; Insecta; Lepidoptera; Cosmopterigidae. The coding region runs from base 291 to 1349 and encodes 352 amino acids. The transcript is spliced from 2 exons. The record is from RefSeq and is a predicted model, not a curated record.